This is a messenger RNA of Chinchilla lanigera (long-tailed chinchilla), 1641 nucleotides long. It is a transcript of the gene Rdh8, whose product is annotated as retinol dehydrogenase 8 (all-trans). Gene Ontology annotation, biological process: estrogen biosynthetic process. Gene Ontology annotation, molecular function: estradiol 17-beta-dehydrogenase [NAD(P)+] activity. The record is from RefSeq and is a predicted model, not a curated record. Gene Ontology annotation, cellular component: cytoplasm. The transcript is spliced from 6 exons. Bases 40 to 978 code for a protein of 312 amino acids. Lineage: Eukaryota; Metazoa; Chordata; Mammalia; Rodentia; Chinchillidae.
CCCCCUGGCCGAGGUCACGUGCCCAGGGACAGGAUCAACAUGGCCUCCUCGCCGCGGACGGUGCUGAUCUCGGGCUGCUCCUCCGGCCUCGGCCUGGAGCUCGCCGUACAGCUGGCUCGGGACCCCAGGCAGCGCUACCAGGUGGUGGCCACUAUAAGAGACCUGCGCAAAAAGGAGCCCCUGGAGGCAGCUGCAGGGGAGACCCUGGGGAGGACCCUCACGGUGGCCCAGCUGGAUGUGUGCGACGAGGCGUCUGUGGCCCAGUGUCUGAGCCACAUCAAGGGCGGGGAUGUGGAUGUGCUGGUGAAUAACGCCGGUGUGGGCCUGGUGGGGCCUCUGGAAGGACUCAGCAUUGCCACCAUGCAGAGCGUCUUUGACACCAACUUCUUCGGGGCUGUGCGUCUUGUCAAGGCCGUGCUUCCAGGAAUGAAGAGAAGGAGACAGGGCCACAUCGUGGUGGUCAGCAGUGUCAUGGGGCUGCAGGGUGUCAUGUUCAACGACGUCUACGCAGCCUCCAAGUUUGCCCUGGAGGGGUUCUUCGAGAGCUUGGCCAUCCAGUUGCUUCAAUUCAACAUCUUCGUCUCCCUGGUGGAGCCAGGCCCGAUAGCCACUGACUUUGAGGGGAAGCUCCUGGCUCAGGCAUCCACGGCUGAGUUCCCGGGCACCGACCCUGACACCCUGCGCUACUUCCGCGACCUCUACCUCCCCGCCUCCUCCCAGCUCUUCCGCUCCGUGGGGCAGAGCCCACGGGACGUGGCCCAGGCCAUUGUCAAGAUCAUCGGCGCUACCCGGCCACCCCUGCGCAGGCAGACCAACGCGCGCUACGUCCCGCUGACGGCACUCAAAGCCCUGGACCCCUCCGGCCGCCUGUACGCGCGAAUCACCCACCGCCUGCUCUUCCGCUGGCCGCGUCUCCUGCACUUCGGCCUUCGCUGCCUGGCCUGUGGCUGCCUCCCAACCCGCGUGCGGCCACGAUGAUCCGAGCCUCCCUGGAUCCUCCCCAGCCCUGAACAACACUGCGAUGGAACCUGGGCCUUCACACGGAGCCACAUCCCCAGCUCUUUUUGUAUUUUUUAUUUUGAGACAACGUCUCGCUAAAUCACUACGCGUUGCCCAUGCUGGGCUGAAACUUGAGAUCCUCCUGCCUCAGCCUCCCAGAGUACUGGAAUGACAGGCACGGGCUGCGGCACUGGGCUGGCAGGUGCUCUUUGGUACACACUCAACUCAAUGAGCCACAGGGACUCUCGCUCCUUCAUUCAUAAAGUCAGUCAGCAGCUCAUCCAUUCAUAAAGUCACUCAGCUGACUCUGCUCGCCUGUUCUGUACCAGGCAUUGCUGAAAUCUCAGCCCCUGUGGUCAGGGCUGCAGCAGACAGGGGCCCUGAGCAGGAAGCCAGAGCAGGCAGACUUCCUGGAGAAAGGGGCAUUGUUGCGAAUCUCAAAGGACAAGAUAGAUUUUACUUCAUCCAGCUGCAGGAUCCCAGGACCUGGAAUGGGAAUACAGGUAUGAUCAGCCCAUGUCACCCCAGAGCUGAGUACACCAAGGGGUCCAGGGUUUCCUGGUCACACACCCUGUGGCAAGAUGUGCUACGCACACACCAGCAACGCAUAGCUCUUUUCCCAGGGAAGUAGUUACAAUAAAU